This is a messenger RNA of Plectropomus leopardus (leopard coralgrouper), 1000 nucleotides long. RefSeq names its product proteasome (prosome, macropain) assembly chaperone 3 (gene psmg3). Lineage: Eukaryota; Metazoa; Chordata; Actinopteri; Perciformes; Serranidae. Gene Ontology annotation, biological process: proteasome assembly. The record is from RefSeq and is a predicted model, not a curated record.
CUUACGCUCAGCCACAUGUUUAUUUCUAGUUAAUGACAGAACGCUGCUGCAGUUGGUGAAAGUGUCUCUGUGCAGAAGACGUUUCACUCGUUGCACAGACUGACAAACGGGGAUUAGCAAAAUGUCUUCCACGGAGCCCAUCAUCAGAUCAAGACAGACAGAGAAAGAAGUCAACGGAAUUUCGACGCAGGUCGUCUGUACAGAGUUCAGCAAUUACAUAUUUGUAGUUCUCACUCAGUACGGCAAAAUGGGGACACUGAUAUCAGUCACACCUGACUCCAGAUCUAAUGAUAUCAGCACCCCAACGUUCUCCACCAAAGUACUGCUGGGCAAAGACGAGCCACUGACACAUGUCUGUGCCAAAAACCUGGUAACUUUUGUGUCACAAGAAGCUGGCAACAGGCCUGUCUUGCUGGGACUAGCACUCAAGGAUUCCUCCAUAGAUGCUAUCAAACAAAUGAAAGAAAUCAUAAGAAGUUGUCAGGUCUGGUAGGAAGUCAACAUAAUAGACAUGAAGCCUGAGGGCUUGAUGAAGUGCAGGCCUUCUGGACAUCCCCAAUGUCACAUUUUUCUGCUGCAUCUUUUAAAGUGAAAGGGUUUUACUGUUUACUAAAUGCCAAUCUGUGAUUAAAAAAACCCGGAGGCUUGUGCUGCGAGACAGAAAUGUAUGAAUCCAAUUUCAGUGACUCUGAUCUUUUGAUUUGUUGAGACAGUGAAGAAUGUCUUCUGGAAAACAUAAUUUAGAGUUUAUCUGGUUGUAAAGGAGGGGAUUGUGCAAGUCGCUGCUGUCUCAAAUACUGAAGACAUGUGCACUGAUCAAGUUUGCAAAAUGACUGAUGUCCAGGAGCUUCAGUUUCAUCACUGUAUAAACUACGUAUUGACCUUACUGUUUGUUUUGAAUUUGCAAUAUUUUACACUUUGUUAUUUUUCUAUUUUAGAAUGACGAUAUUCUAAAUUGUUUCAUGAAGAUAGCCUAGAAAUAAAACAGUUCACUCUUAAA